Capsicum annuum is the source of this 2606-nucleotide messenger RNA. RefSeq names its product vacuolar-sorting receptor 1. NCBI's taxonomy places the organism in Eukaryota, Viridiplantae, Streptophyta, Magnoliopsida, Solanales, Solanaceae. The record is from RefSeq and is a predicted model, not a curated record. Gene Ontology annotation, molecular function: calcium ion binding. The transcript is spliced from 12 exons. The coding region runs from base 458 to 2332 and encodes 624 amino acids.
AUGAGAUGCAAAAUUUAAAAUGAACAAGUAAUAAUAAAUGGAUCAAAUAUUAUCAGUAUAAAAAUCCCACAAUUGUAUCAAUGUGGCAGAUUACUGUAUAUGAAAGUACCAUCCUGACAAUUUGUCUCUCGACUCUCAUACAAAAUAUUUCAUCACUUUCAGCACAGUUUUCACGUUGAAUCUGUAGCUUUUCCACUAUUUUAAAUUAUUGUUGUUUUUUUCCUUCCUCCUUAAUUAAGGUUCUAAUAUAUAGUCUCCUCAAAAAUCUCUUCCUAAGUCUACAAUAAAGGUGUUUUUCUUUUUUCUUUUUUACCUUGAUCACCAAUACAUGAGUUUUCUUGAUCUACCAUCAAGAUCUGAUUUUCAUGUAAAAUUUGUAGGUUUGAUAGCUCCUAGACCUUAAUUUUGAAUUUUCUUGAUCUGGGUCGUUGUCAUAUUUGUCUCAUUUUUGCUGAAAAUGAGGGCAAAGCUAGGGUUUUUGAUGUUUGUUUGGUUUCUUGUAUUUGAAUCUUGUUUGGGUAGAUUUGUUGUGGAGAAAAACAGCUUGAGAGUAACUUCACCAGACUCAAUUAAAGAUGUGUAUGAAUGUGCAAUUGGGAAUUUUGGGGUACCACAAUAUGGAGGAACAAUGGUUGGUACUGUUGUUUAUCCUAAAGCUAAUCAAAAAUCUUGCAAGAAUUUUGCAGAUGUUGAUGUUUCUUUUAAAACUAAGCCUGGUGGUAUGCCCGUUUUCGUUCUUGUCGAUAGAGGAGAUUGCUAUUUCACUCUAAAGGCUUGGAAUGCUCAAAAGGCUGGAGCUGCUGCUAUUCUUGUCGCUGAUGAUCGCAGUGAACCGUUGAUUACCAUGGACACUCCUGAGGAGGAAGAUGCAAAGGCAGAUUAUCUGCAAAAUAUAACUAUUCCUUCUGCUCUAAUUAGUCAAUCGCUUGGGGAUAGCAUCAAGAAGCAACUAUCUAAAGGGGAGAUGGUUAACAUAAACCUUGAUUGGAGAGAGGCUCUUCCCCAUCCUGAUGAAAGAGUUGAGUACGAGUUUUGGACUAACAGUAAUGAUGAGUGUGGCCCUAAGUGUGAGAGCCAGAGAGAGUUUGUCAAAAACUUCAAAGGGGCUGCUCAGAUACUUGAGCGGAAGGGAUAUACGCAGUUCACUCCCCAUUACAUAACUUGGUAUUGUCCCGAGGCAUUUAUUUUGAGCAAGCAAUGCAAGUCUCAGUGCAUCAACCACGGUAGAUACUGUUCUCCAGAUCCUGAGCAAGACUUCAGCAAAGGUUAUGAUGGGAAGGAUGUUGUUUUACAAAAUUUGCGCCAAGCUUGCUUUUAUAAGGUUGCCAAUGAUAGUGGGAAGCCUUGGUUGUGGUGGGACUACGUUACUGACUUUGGAAUCCGGUGUCCAAUGAACGAGAAGAAGUACAAUAAAGAAUGUGCAGAUCAAGUAAUCAAAUCCCUUGGCUUUGAUGUUAAGCAGAUAGAUAAAUGUGUUGGAGAUCCUGAAGCGGAUGCUGACAACCCUGUUCUAAAGGCUGAACAAGCAGCACAGAUUGGCAAGGACUCUCGUGGAGAUGUGACUAUCUUGCCAACUCUUGUGAUAAACAAUAGACAAUACAGAGGCAAGUUGGACAAGGGGGCUGUUCUGAAGGCCAUUUGUUCAGGUUUUGAGGAGACAACAGAGCCUGCAAUUUGUUUGACCGAUGAUAUACAAACAAAUGAGUGCCUAGAGUCCAAUGGUGGGUGCUGGCAGGACAAGGCUGCUAACAUUACUGCAUGCCGGGAUACUUUCCGUGGGAAGGUAUGUGAAUGCCCCACGGUCCAGGGAGUAAAAUUUGUUGGUGAUGGUUAUUCUCACUGUGAAGCAUCUGGAGCAUUACGCUGUGGCUUAAACAAUGGAGGUUGUUGGAAGGGAACCAAGGAUGGCAGGACAUUUUCUGCUUGCAUUGAUGACCACACAAAGGGUUGUAAAUGUCCACCAGGGUUUAAAGGAGAUGGAGUGAAUGUUUGUGAAGAUAUUGAUGAAUGCAAAGAAAGGCUGGCAUGCCAGUGUCCAGACUGCAAAUGCAAGAACACCUGGGGUGGUUAUCAAUGCAGUUGCAGUGGCAAUUUGUUGUACAUGCAGGAACAUGAUACAUGUAUAGGCAAUGAUGGCAAAGCAGCAUUUAGCUGGAGUCUUGUUUGGGUUAUCAUCUUGGGUUUGGCGUUUGCAGGAGUUGGAGCAUAUGCCGUGUACAAGUAUAGGAUUCGGAGAUACAUGGAUUCAGAGAUCCGUGCCAUCAUGGCACAGUACAUGCCUUUGGAUAAUCAAGGAGAGGUGCCUAAUCACAUACCGCACGGGAAUGUCUGAUAUUAGUCCAUUACUGAGGAAUGAUUGCGUGGAUAGAAUGUAAAAAACAUCAAGUGAUAUCGCGAUCAGCUCUUCUUCCAGUUGUCAUGAGGUUCUUUAUGCUUCUGUCAUUCUAAUGCAACUCUUACUGUUCAGUGAAGUCCUAAUUAUGUAUAUGUUUAUCAUAACAGUACACAUAAAUUCCCAAUUAUGAUCAGGGAAAUUUUCUGCUUAUGCACGAUGGUCUUUCAUUUGGACCUGAGCUUAAUGAAGGGUGGAAUUUCGUUGGAACAAA